Messenger RNA from Neohortaea acidophila, 529 nucleotides. RefSeq lists its product as uncharacterized. Bases 93 to 485 code for a protein of 130 amino acids. The transcript has a single exon. Lineage: Eukaryota; Fungi; Ascomycota; Dothideomycetes; Mycosphaerellales; Teratosphaeriaceae. The record is from RefSeq and is a predicted model, not a curated record.
CCUGCUCAUUCGUCCAAUGGGCGGACAACGAAUGCGUCGUGCGUGGAACUGGUGGUUUCACAUAUGCGCGUGUCUGAUGUUCAACACUGGUUAUGGAUGUUACACCGCCGCUAGGCCUUGAGCAAGUGGUUGGGCGAGAAAAGGGGGACAACAAAGCAUGCCUUCAUAAGUACGCGCUCCCUGUCACACUCCUUUCUCUCCCCUUAUUAUCCUUUCUGUCGACUUUUCCGAUCCACUCUGCUAUUUCGAACUCCGACGCCAGACUCCAACGCCAAACUUCAACGCCAAACUCCAACGCCAAACUCCAACGCCAAACUCCAACGCCAAACUCCAACGCCAAACUCCAACGCCAAACUCCAACGCCAAACUCCAACGCCAGCCAAGACGAAAUGGCUGAAAACACUCUCGACUCACGAGAGGCUUUUGUUGAAGCGGCGACGCUCGAGAAACUGAUCAUCCGUAAAUACACCACUUCCAAAUCAUGACCAGACUAAGCUGAUUGAACGCAGGAAACGCAAUGUUGAUCAAC